AAUUACUGGUUCCUCUGCAAUCAGAUCUCGUAACGGACCGAGAAAUAUAUGCAUGCAUGCCCUGGCAAGGCCCCUUGUUAGUUGUUGUUAAUCCCUCCCUCACUCCCCAAAAGCGUAUGAGAGAGCAUAUGCAUAAAUAAAGCAGCAAGCAAGCGAGGAGGAAAUAGCUAGGAAUAGGCUCACAAGAGAGUUGAAGCAUAAUAGUACUAUCAUUCAUUGAAACAUAUAUACCUCUCAACUAGUCGGUCCCAGCACCAACGAAGAAUAAAAAUCGAAGCAAAUCUAAAGGGAAGGCACACCACACAUCGAGCUAGCUUAGAGCUUCACAAUGGUGGAACCAGGCAGAUCGGCAGCUGCAAGGGAGAGCAAGAAGCAGACAACCUCCACCGCCGCUGCCAUGAAGAAGAGACUCACCAAGAGGCCGGAGAAAGACCAAGAUAAGGGGAAGGAGAAAGACCAAGAUCAGGGGAAGGAGGAGAAAGAGAGCUUCAGGAAGCAGAGCAGCUACUACACAGAGCCGGAGAGCCCGUCCUACAGGUUAGCUCUCAAGAGCCUCUUCUCCUGCAGAAACAGCCACGGCCAUUCGACGGCGCCGGACAGCAGCAGCGGCAGGAGCAAGAAGCUCGGCUGCUCCGCCUCCGCUCCGUCCAUAUGCAAGCUCAAGGACAACGACAGCAGCCACAGGGUGAUGCAGAAGCUGCCGGAUCAGCUGGACGCUGCUUCCACGGAGGCGGCGGAGGGCGAGCCCUGCAAGCGGCGCGCGUCGGUGAGCGGCAGCAGCGAGCGGUGCGUGAAGAAGCCCCUGAGCGAGGUCAAUGUGGCGGUGUCGUCCAAGCUGCAGGGCGGGAGUGGGUCGUCGUCGGUCGGUGGGUCGUUCAGGGGCAUGCAGCUGAGGAGGCUGACGGGGUGCUACGAGUGCCACAUGGUGGUGGACCCCAUCAGCGGCGUCUUUAGGGACAGCUCCUCCGUGAGAGCCGCCAUCUGCCCCUGCCCCGACUGCGGCGAGAUCUUCGUCAGGCCGGAGAGCCUCCAGCUCCACCAGUCCACCAGGCAUGCUGUGUCGGAGCUUGGCGCGGAGGACACGAGCCGGAACAUCAUCGAGAUCAUCUUCCAGUCGAGCUGGCUGAAGAAGCAGAGCCCCGUGUGCAAGAUCGACCGCAUCCUCAAGGUGCGCAACACGCCCAGGACCCUCGCCCGCUUCGAGGAGUACCGCGACGCCGUCAAGGCGAAAGCUGGCGGCGCCAAGAAGCACCCGCGCUGCACCGCCGACGGCAACGAGCUAUUGCGAUUCCACUGCGCCACCCUCGGCUGCUCCCUCGGUCUCCGCGGCGCCACGCACCUGUGCGACACCGGGUGCGCCGCCUGCGGUAUCAUCCGCGACGGCUUCAAGACGAGCGCAGACGGCAUCCGGACCAUGGCGACGAGCGGGCGCGCGCACGACGCCGUCGCCGAGGCCGCCGAGGAGAGCAGGGCGAUGCUGGUGUGCCGGGUCAUCGCGGGGCGGGUGAAGCGGGCGCAGCAGGAGGAGGAGGAGGAGGAGGAGGAGUACGACUCGGUGGCGGGGUCGGCGGGGGUGUACUCGAACCUGGAGGAGCUCCAGGUGUUGAACCCCAGUGCCAUCCUGCCCUGCUUUGUUGUCGUCUACGAGGCUUAAUCAAUCAAUCAAUCAAUGGUUGGAGCUAGAUACCCAUUACAGUAAUAUUCCUCGCUUUGUUCUACUCUAGCUAGUCAUUUCAAUUUGUUGUCGUCUAUAUGCAGUAAUCACUUGUGCUGUCCUGUCCUGUCCUGUAUGACAUUGUGUUGGAAGUGGUCUACUACUACUACGGAGUAUGUAGUAGUAUACCAUCAUCUUGUUUAUAGUAGAACACACCCAAGGUUUGCUGGCCAGACAAGUAGUGGUGUUCCUUUCAAUUUAUUGCCACCGGGAAGUUCUCCAACUCCUGAACUCUUUGCCAACUUCAUCAAUCGUGGAUCUGAUCUUGGUCAACAUCCAUCAGAACAUUCGAUAAAUAUAAAUUUGAACGACAUUUUUGGUCAUGCAAAUGUCAAUGUGAGUGGUCAAGGACCGAGUCAAACAGAGAAUUCAAAUAAGCAUACUCCAUCUGCUUCUUUCCCGGCUGGUGGUGCAGUUCCUCCCGCCUUUGCCUUCUCGGGCUCAGGUAAUGAAGGAAAUUGGGCAGACCAAGCUUGCAGUGGACAUGAAGGGGAACAUGGUGAACCAGGCUUAGGCAGGAAUGAUGGCAUCCAUAUAAACUUGGCAGGACCUGAGCAGGCUGCAGAGGCACUGAGAGCUGUGAUGCAGAUGUUUGGGCCGCAGAUGGGUCCACAUGAAGGCGCACCUGGAGGUUUCUUAUUAAUUCAGUUCAUAUAAGAGUUGUUUCUUAAAAAUAACUAUGUUUACCAUUUAUCUUAUUAU
Molecule: messenger RNA, 2416 nt
Organism: Phragmites australis (common reed)
Lineage: Eukaryota; Viridiplantae; Streptophyta; Magnoliopsida; Poales; Poaceae
Exons: 2
Coding region: 329-1654 (441 amino acids)
Source: RefSeq, a predicted model, not a curated record